UUUAGGAGGGAGCUUUUAAGAGGAAAUUAUGAUACUCAGCUGCUUCCACGUCAACAGGGAAGUCAUAACGAGACUUUUGGUCAUUGGUGGAAAUGUAGAGUGAAGGCAGUGUGGUGGGAAGUGUUAAUUAAAUCGUUUGCGGUGCUUCAGGACUAGUGCAAAGAGAUAAUCAGGACCAGUGUGAACCAGCUGGCUCACUUGUGAACGUGAAUAUUGGUAAUGAAAGUCAGAGGAAAAAUACAGAGAACAAAUAAUGGAUGUAGAUAAUAAGUGCAUCCGGGCUUUUGUGAGUAAUGUUGUUGUGUUCCCUGACGAAACCUGCCAGGCUGUUAUUCAGGUCAAGAAUUCUAAGAUUCACUCCAUCCAGAGGCACAGCACAGACGUCUCAGCCUUCACGGAGGACCAGGUUGUAGACUGUGGUGAUCUUGUGUUGAUGUCAGGCCUGGUAGACUCACACGUGCAUAUUAAUGAACCUGGACGUACAGCUUGGGAAGGCUUCAGCUCAGCCACACAAGCAGCAGCAGCCGGAGGCAUUACUACCUUAGUGGAUAUGCCUUUGAACUGCAUCCCAGCCACAACAUCAGUGAAGGCUUGGGAAGUCAAGAUGGCUGCCGCUGAGAGUCGGUGCUGGGUCGAUGUUGGCUUCUGGGGAGGAGUCGUGCCAGGAAACUCAGCGGAACUUCUCAAGAUGGUUGCUCAUGGUAUCUGUGGCUUCAAGUGUUUUCUUGUAAACAGCGGUGUUGAUGAGUUUCCUUGUGUCACCUUUGACGAUGUAAGAGAAGCUCUUCAAGAACUUGUUGGCAGUAAAUCUAUUUUACUGUUCCACGCUGAGUGUGAGAUUGAAGACACUAUAUCUGAUGAAGAUCCCCCUGGGCGUUACAGCACUUUCUUGAAGUCUCGACCGCAGAAGAUGGAGGCAUUGGCCAUACAGAGAAUCAUCAGUCUUUGUGAAGAGACUAAAGUGCGUUGCCACAUAGUUCACCUGUCAGGAAGUAAGAAUCUUCCCAUGAUAAGAAGGGCCCAGGAGAGAGGUGUUCCUCUCAGUGUGGAAACCUGCUAUCACUACCUUACACUCUCUGCUGAGGAGAUCCCUGAUCAUGCUACUCAGUACAAGUGCUGUCCUCCUAUAAGAGAGGCUGAAAAUCAAUGCCAGCUCUGGGAGGCGCUGAGGGACGGCACUAUCCAGCAAGUUGUGAGUGACCAUUCUCCCUGCACCCCUGAUCUCAAACAACCAGGGAAGAUGAAUUUCAAGGACGCCUGGGGUGGAAUCUCCUCACUUCAGUUUGGCCUCUCUGUUUUCUGGACUGGAGCCCAGGCGCGCGGGUUCACCUUACAAGAUGUUGUUAAGUGUAUGAGUCUAGCACCAGCCACACAAGCUUCUCUUCAACAAAGGAAGGGAGCUCUCAGAGUUGGUCUAGACGCAGAUUUUGUUAUCUGGGAUCCGACUGAGACAUUUACGAUUAAUGAAUCCAUGAUACUUCACAGGAAUAAACUCACGCCUUACUUGGGCAAGACUGUGAGAGGUAAAGUAUACAAAACAGUUUUACGUGGAAAUGUCAUAUAUGACAGAGGAAAUUUCUGCACAGCUGUACCAAGAGGAAAAUUUGUAUUUGCACCAAAUUUAAUAUAAGAUCAGACGUGUAGUUAUAGGACUGAGAUUAUUUUUUUGCAACCUCAUCAAUGUAACUUUUAUGUAGGAUGUGGCACCUGAACAAUCAUGAUUAAUAAUACUAAUAAUAUAUUCAAGGGGAAAAAUGAACUUGUAGAACCAUGAAACCAGAAGAACUAAUAGGAGAGAUUAAUAAUAAUAUAAUGAUAAUAAUAAUAAUAAUAAUAAUAUAUUCAAUGGGAAGAUCUAAACUUGUAUGGAUCGCAAAGUGCGAUUGUGAGGCAAUCAAGUUGGAUCCGAGGAAGGGGAGUGUAGCUCCGGUUCCAUGGGUCGAAAGCCUUUCACAAACGUCAAGGCGUCCUUAGUGAAGGAUGUCAAGAAUAAUCAGCCAGGAAUUGGUUGGAACAUCAUUAUACUGUGAACGAAUUUAGUAUAAACACAUCUUAGUUCAUGUGUGUGGAGGGAAAAAAAUGUUAUAAUGUGUGAAUAAGGUCAAGUUUCUUCACCAUUGUGUUAAAUAUAGCCUUUGAAGAUUAUCCAAUAGGCCUCUGUAGAGAGUCGCAACAGACCUUUGGAAAUGGUUUUAGCAUUUUUGGGAAAUGCUCUGAACAGGUCUCUGGAGAUGGUAUAAAAAAAAAAAACUCCAGCUGGCUUUUGGAGAUGGGUUCAACAGACUUCCGGAGAUAAGUUCAAAAGACCCUUAGACAUGAGAUUAUUUUAUUUUUUUGUACGUUAAAUAUGACACUCUUCACUAGUAUGCUUUCGGAUUAAGUAUUUUCCUUAAGAAGCUUAAUAUUACUCUGUACCUCAGGUUAUUUCAAGUCUGGCACUGUGUGUGAUGAUGGAGAAAAUACACAUUGCAGAACAACCUUUUGUUAGGCGAACGUUUCGAUUUGUAAAACUUUAACAAGUCACAAAUUUCACCAAUUUCUGGUCCUGUCUAUAGUGUAGGCUACUCCCACCCGUCUUUAGUGGAGGCGACUAACUCGAUUUACUGUUAGGUGAAAAGGGUCAGCAUGUGGAAGAUUUGCCCAUACGUUUCGAACCUGGUUUCCUUUGGUUGGGAGCCAAGCGAUCCACCAGGGAACUUUAGGAACGCUUGAAAUAGUGAAAAAAUUUUUAAGUAUUAGGUCUCCUGAAGAUGUGUCCUCACCAAUUUGUACUGACGGAUUUCUGUUUGAGUAAGCCGAGACUCAGCUCUUGGCCCCGCCUUGCAUAUAACUAAUCAGCAUCACCGAUCUCUUCCAUUCUUGGUCUAUAUCAUAUCUACUUUUCUGUAUGUGUGUGUGUGUGUGUGUUUUAGUUACCAUUUUCUCAGGCACUUGUCACUAAGACACUUGGCCUGUUGUGUGUGUGUGUGUGUGUGUGUGUGUGUGUGUGUGUGUGUGUGAUCAAAUUAUUAGAGAAACAUUGCUGAAGCAGUAAUUACAUCUGUUACAACUGUUGAAGUAGCAGUAAUAUAAGUUUAUCACUGUUGAAACAGUAUCAGUAUUUUAACUAUUAAUAUCUCUUGUCAUUAAAUGUUCACAAGAUACAGUUCCUCCGUCACCGUCACCUAGAGACAAUAUCUUCAUCAGUAUAUUUAUCUCUUAGUUCCGAAGAUGGUGCUUUUCUGUGGCCAAUGAAAUUGUCUUAUAUUUUUUAGCUUAAAUGUAAAAAAAAAUAAUUGAUGGAUUACUGUACAUAAUAUGUUAUAUCUUUUGUGCUCAAUGUGUUUUUAAAAUGCAAAAUGGGAAACUCCCUCAAGGGAGGCGCUUUGGACCUGUACUCAUUUUCUUUGGACCAAACCUGAAUGUCUCCCAUUCUCCCAGGCGCUGUGACUCCUACGGGUUUAACGCUCUCCCAUGAAUGUACUAAUAAUGUAAAGCAGGAAAAGGUUAGAAAUUAUUAUUAACACAGAAUGUCGUUAGUCUGAAAUGUUUGUAUCAUGGAGCCUAAUUCUAUACGAGUCUUGUAGCUCAAGCCUAUAAUUUUUGUUCUUGACCGAAAUUAUUUUGGUUUAAUUUACUGCUUGUUGAAUAAACAUUAAAAGUGAA
Messenger RNA from Cherax quadricarinatus, 3645 nucleotides. RefSeq names its product allantoinase. NCBI's taxonomy places the organism in Eukaryota, Metazoa, Arthropoda, Malacostraca, Decapoda, Parastacidae. The record is from RefSeq and is a predicted model, not a curated record. Gene Ontology annotation, biological process: purine nucleobase catabolic process; allantoin catabolic process. Gene Ontology annotation, cellular component: cytoplasm. Gene Ontology annotation, molecular function: cobalt ion binding; allantoinase activity; zinc ion binding.